AUGGCCGGUGUCGCAGUCGCAGCCUUGACCGCUAGUGGUCGGAAGGCGUUUGGUGUCAAGACACAGCUGGUCGCACUCAGUGCCUUUGAGAAUGAGCUUGGAGUGCAAGCGCCUGUAGGGUUUUGGGAUCCUGCUGGAUUCACAGCGGAUGGCAGCGUUGAGGACUUCAAGCGACGUCGUCAGACUGAGUUGAAGUGGAAGAUUGGGAGUUGGAAUGUUCGCAGUUGGGGUAGGCUUGGAGACAAGGUGGAUGCAUUGAGCAUACUUCCAGAUCGCGUCAGCAACGCACGCUGCCAUGAGCAGACCAAUGCCCGACUCGACGCCGACGUGGCAGCGGCCCUGGCGCACAAACGCACGUUCUAUCAAGAUGUUCUCCCGCGCACCCAGGAGCGACAGGAUGCAUACCUCGCUGCAACUCGCGCGUGUAGAACUCUUAGCAAACAGCGCAAACAGACCAGACUCCGCUGGAAGAGAGAGUGGAUAGAUCGUCUCACUUUGGAACUAGAACAAGCCAACGCCCAGGGGGAUACCCGAAAAGUGUAUGGACUUAUGCGCAAGCUGGGCAUUCGACAUGAGCUCACACGGGCGAAAAUUACCCACACCUCCGUGGCGGACCCCAUCACUGCCCGGGAGGAAUGGAAGGACCAUUUUCGACGCCUGCAAGCAGGUCGCGAGAUAGCAGAUGAAGCGGUAUGGGCCCACGUGGAUCCCAUCGCAGAGGUGGCACACUGGCUGGAAGACCCCCCUACCGAUGCUGAAAUUCGAGGCUGUGGACUCAACAUGAAAAACGGCAAAGCGGCCGGCGUCGACGGAUUCUUGCCCGAAUUCUAUAAGUAUGGCAGCCCUGACCUCCAACUUCGCAUCAAUGCCAUUGUCCGCCAGAUGUGGCAAGCAGCCCGAUAUGCCGCAGCAGGGGAGGAGGCCCAGAUGGGAUCUAGGCGCGAUCGGUCAGUGGACGAUGCCCUACAAGUGACUCGACGUUUGGUCGAAGAGGCCACCGCCAGCCAGAUGUCUGCCGACACUAUGCUGCUCCGACUCCUGGACAUUGAAAAGGCGUACCCUCGAGUAUCUCGCGACCUUGUGGUGUGUAUCGGCGAUAUCGGUUUCGCAGACGACACGACCUUGAUCGGCGAAGCAGAGGAGGUACACCUCGCAGAACCGCUGCUGGAAGUGACCAUGCGAGAUUGGUACCGACAGCAGCAGUGGUUCCAGUACCUGCUCGCUCAGAUCCAGGUUACCGAACUUGACUGGUUUCGCUUAGCACAGGACCGCGACGCGUGGCAGGCCAUAGUUGAUGCCAAUGCCCAACUGGCCCAGCAAAGCAAUGGAAUCAUUGCAAGGCCAACUGGCACGGAGAAAUACAGCACCUUGUGUGCGUCCCACACCACAUGCUUCCUCAAGAGCUUGGAAAGUGGCAAGGUGAUGGAUGAGAUGGGCUGGGAUUGGACUGUGAUAGCUUCAAAGGUGGAUGAGGAAGUGCUACAUUUGGCUAGCCUCUUGACCCAAGCCUUCAACAGACAAUAA
Molecule: messenger RNA, 1524 nt
Organism: Durusdinium trenchii
Lineage: Eukaryota; Dinophyceae; Suessiales; Symbiodiniaceae
Source: the annotation of a GenBank genome assembly